CUCGACAAUCCAUUUUAUGUGAAUGCGACGUAAAACAUUUCAAGCCUCACAUGGUGCAAGACAGUCGGCUCAAAAUAAACACAUCCUCAACCACAAAGACCGCUGGUGGGAAUGUGAAUGGCAGUAAUUCGGGUGACUCAAAAUAUGCUACAGAAUCACCCACUCUCAUGCCCAUUGCAUCAGAGGCGGAUAUCGACUACAGUUUGAUAUAUGCGCUUCAUACAUUUGUUGCCAACCUUGAAGGUCAAGUUUGCGUACUCAAGGGCGAUUCGUUGGAACUAUUGGACGACAGCAAUUCGUACUGGUGGUUAGUCAAAUGCAUCAAGACUCAAGAGAUUGGAUAUAUUCCAGCAGAGAAUGUGGAGGUAAAGUCUUGCAGAUCGUUAUCGUUGCUAAAUCCUUGCAGCUUGUUGGAAUAGUUGGAUUUCUACACAAUCAGGCUGGUGUCGAUUGACUGAUUGCAUUGUAUUGUUUCAAAAUACUGCUUUAUUGAAUAAUAUCAACAGACACCAACCGAACGACUCGCUCGUUUGAAUGGCCAGCGGAAUAUCGAUCAUGCGUCUGCCAAGGAUGUUGAUAAGCAGUCCAAAGCACCUUCUAUGCACAAGAAACCACAACGGAUCCAAUUUUCAGCAGCAGCUCCCGAAAUCUUUGAGGAAUACGGUUCAGAUGAUGGAAAUGACGCUAGAAACGGUGAAAACAAUCCUUACUACGAGUAUGAGUAUAAUCCAGAGGAUGAAAUUGUUUCGGCAUCGACUGGAUCACUCGAUACAAUUUCAAGUGGAAGAUCAUAUAUGGGUAAUGAUGGUAAUAGGUCUCUUGGACGAUCUCAAGAUUCGAGCCAAGGAUCAUCAAAAACUAAACUAUGGGAGAAACUGUUUAGGAAAAAAGAGCCUGAACGUAGUCCUAGUUUAAAUUCUGGAAGCAACAGUCCAAUUUCAUACAGAUCGUAUAGCAAUCUAGAUGACUCUGCAUCUGCUGCUCCAAGUCCUAGACCACCCAGUAGCUUCAAUGGUGGUACACCUGGAAAACCUCGCUUUAACGAAAGAGAAAUUAUGGUGUCACCGAGAGGAAGCUCUGUCAACAGAAACCCUGCAUUUGAAUCAGGCUCAAAUAGUGGGAGUAUGAAUUCUUCUCAAAGGCCAAACGCCAUUAAUGUUCUUCGAAUCUUUGCAGGAAAUGUAAAUCUGGAUGCAACAUUUAAAAGUGUAGCCUUUACUGAGACCAUGAUUGCAUCUGAAUUAGUCAAUGGUGCAUUGAAAAAGUUUAGAGUGCAAGGAGCAAACCCAGCUGACUACUAUAUCAGCGUCUUGUAUAUGGACUCUCAGCGUCAACUAAAUGACAACGAGGUGGUGUUCAAGGUGCUUGAUGCUCUUAAACAAAAGAAUCUUCCUGGCAUUGGCGAUUUUUCAAAAGUAUCCCAGUCCUAUGGAUUUCGUGGAAAUGUUAGCACAGUGCGCAUCACAGACGAUAGUUUGAUUCGUGUAUUGAUCAAUAAAAAGUCGCAGGAACUGAUCGAUGGUCCUCUCCGUCCGAUGCGCAUUGCAUACCAUGACUUGCCUUCACAAAAAAGAAUAUACCGGACUAUUGGCAUUCCUCGCGGUGCAAAGGCCGAAGAUGCAAUCGAGAUUGCACUGCUAAGUUUUGGAAUGCAACCUUCUGCAGAAGUAGAAUAUUCACUGUGCUCUGUGUUAAAUAAUCAAGAAACUGUACUUAUCCCUGGAGAGCCCCUUAUUCCGAUUAUGAGAGUUGCAGAGCAGCGUGGCCAAGAUUUAUCGUUUCUAUUGCUCAGAGAUAAGCUCGUCCUUCCCGAUAUACCGUCUGCUAACAAUUCCAAGCCAUCUUUCGCAAAACAAGGAGCAAAUAACGUGGAAACCCCUUCUGCACCACGCAAAUACUCUGAAACUGGAUCAGUCGAUACAGGAUAUGCCCAGCCUACCAAAUUUGUUAUUGCAAACCCUGAUGAACUACAAAAAAACUCUGCCACAACUGUAUUAGGACCCCCAAUCGCCUCAUCUAGUCCGACUAUGCUUUCAUCGACUUUUGCACAAUCCAACGUCACGGAUGAACCUCCAAGCGAACGGAUACACAACAAAUUAGACUGGAUCAAUGCAAGCCUUGAUCGCAGAACUGCCAUGGCAACAAAUGAACAGAAUUCUCCAAAGCGUAAACAAAAAGAUUCACCCUCAUCCUUUGGACUACAAAACACCAAUGCAUUGGCAAGUACACAUCCAAGUAGAAGUGGAAACUCGAGUCCGUUUAGUAAGUCAUCUACUACAUCUCGUAACGAGCAAACUGCAGCAUCAUCAGCUGGAUCUUCCUACUUUGGAUCAAUGGUGGAUUAUCUUGACGAAACAUUAAAAGAAAACUCUGAUGAAAGGCGGAUUCAACAGAUGGAAAAAGAUCUUGAAAUUGACACUUCCCAGCAUAAACUAUCUACAGUCGAUCGCCUCAAAAGACGUAGCUCACUUUUCAAACAAGCUCCAAUUCUUUCUUCAAAGAAUGAAUCUCGAACUGGAUCUACAUCGACAUCUUUAGCUAAUCGCGGACUUGAUGGGAGCCGCAUUACUGAAAACACAAACCCUUCUUCCGAGUCAUUAUCUACUCCACUCAAAAAUGUGUUGAAUAAUAUUGAAGCAGAUAUUGAGGCUAUCUUGCGUAAGAAUGUCAAGCAGGAUAGUGAACGUCGAAAGUCUGUACGUCUUUCCACCAAUUUAAUUGCCCAAAAAGUAUCCCGAACUUCUGCUGCACAACAAGCUAAUGCACGCUCUAGUCCAAAACCAGACUCUGUUUCAACCAUCAUUGCUGCAAACAUAGAUAGUGAUAAAGAUGACAUUGAUGCAUUAUAUCUUGCUUUCAACGACACCCAACAGCAGCUUGGCGGUCUUGAAAAGAUGAUUGAAGACCUUAUUGGAAAGGCAAUAUCACUGAUUGAUAUUCCGUCACCAUCUGGACAGCUGUCAGUCAUAUCGCCAGCACCAUUAUCUGCAACGAGGCAAAUGGUUUACAGCAAUAUUCACGUAAAAUGAACCAUUUUUUUGUAUU
Molecule: messenger RNA, 3045 nt
Organism: Batrachochytrium dendrobatidis JAM81
Lineage: Eukaryota; Fungi; Chytridiomycota; Chytridiomycetes; Rhizophydiales
Exons: 8
Coding region: 600-3029 (809 amino acids)
Biological process (GO): signal transduction
Source: RefSeq, a predicted model, not a curated record